AUGUCUCAGCCAACAACCGCAGACUGGUUCCAAAGCCCUCAGGGCGCCGACUACCCCAUACAACUUUACAAACGCUGCUGUUCAUGGCGUAAAUGCUUCCUUAUAAUUGACCUUGCGGGGGACAAUAUCCAAAUAAAUGCCAAGUCCCAGGUCAUUUUGGACUCUCAGCAGCCGUUCCUCGCCAUCUGCCUAGAAAAUAAGGACCAGGGAGAGGUCAUUUUUCCAUUCCAGGGAAUUCACCUCAACUGUGGGAUUGAAGGUGACGCGGCGGAUACCGACAACUGGAUCGACAAUAAGAGGGCAACGUAUUCGCUUCUCCCUAAAAAUGAGAAGUUCUACUAUUACGUAGUAAGGUGCAAAAGCUCGCCGGUGUUUACCAAGGUCCAAAGGCCGUUGAUGAGUGAAGAGCUCGAGGAAAAAUUGAGGACGCUCAGGAACAUCAAUUGGUUGAAUUGCGACCUAGUUAUCUUACUUCAAUAUAGAAGUAGCUUCACCGAUGUCCCGCUCAUGCUCAAUUGGUCGAUCAAACUCUACAAUCUCGUGCAUCAAGGCUCCGAGGGGGAGGGAUUCUGGUACUAUCGCCAGAAUCCAGAAUCAGACGUCACCAAGCGGCAUCCUGAAAUGCCAUGGCUCUGGACCAGUACUGAAGGCAGGCGGGAAUACAUGAAGUGGAAACCCCACAACCCCCUGUUCUUCGACGACAACGACCGCAUUUGUCGUCUUCUUAAGGCCUCAAAGAAUGAACGCUACCAGCAACAGCGGGAAGUUUCUGACGUCUUCAACCCCACCCGGUGUCAUGAGGCGUGGUGCACUGAGAGUGAUUUCGGGCUACCGGGUAGCACGCACCUGGUGCACAUCAAGCUUUUGCCAGUCCGGCCAAGUGACAACGUGGUCAUUCCCAAAUUGCAGGAGGGCGCCAAGGUGCACUUCGAGUGGGCUCUCCAAGGUGUCCCCUACGGCAUGGAUUCGAAGCUCAUUGAUCAGGGAGCCGUCACUCAGAGUGACUCCAAUGCUGACCUUGUUCUCCGUGUGACAGGCCAGGCCACACAAGCUUUGGGCGAACGCUUUCCCAUUGUCACAUCAGCAGUGGCAAACACGAUGCCCAUUGACGCCCAGAUUGAGGCUCUUGGGGAGGCAAGUAAACUAGCACUUGUCUUCGGGGAUCGUUCAGGAAAUGAAGGCCAGGGUUUCUCGCUGAGGCGCACUCUCCUUGCUCAUGGAACCGAGCUCGAGCAAGGAAAUCAAGGCUACUUUACCCUUGAUGUCCGCCAAAUGUCACCCGUGCCGCCGAAUCUUCAGCAAGAGAGGGUGGAAUACCUUUCGCACAUCUUCCGGCUUGACGAGGCCCAGAAAGAGGCCUUCCAGGCUUCGCUGGUAAAAAUUGUGUGCGGAGUUAGCCUGAUUCAAGGUCCUCCGGGAACUGGAAAAACCAGUACAGCCAAGGCAAUUAUUUGCACUGCGGCAGCUCUUGGCUGCAAGAUUCUCCUGGUUGCUGGGUCCAACAAGGGGGUGGACAACCUUGCUGAGGCGGUAACUAAAGCCCUCCAACGGGACAAGCGACUACAAAGCUGGUGUGGCCAGCUCGUCAGAUUCCGCACACCGCGCUACCAGCUCGAAAGAGCGAGGGGUGGUGAACCUUCAGAUGAGAACGAUAAUCUGAGUAACGUUCAAGCUCACGUCCUCACUAUCCAGUACGCCCAGGACCAUGCCACCACCGACAAAUACGCCCGGUCUCUAUUAGAACGUCUUGCAGCAGAUAAGCAGCGACGACUGAGCAGGGAAGAGCGCAAGGGUCUGAAAGGGGACUAUGAACACUGCGUCAUGAAGGUCCUGCAGAACGCCAAGAUCGUUGCCACAACCUUGAGCAACGCGUCCCAGGAUCUUCUGAGACGUUCAGGGUUCGAGCCUGCCUUCGUGGUUUGCGACGAGGCAGGGCAAUGCCAGGAAGGCGAAAUCACCAUCGCCCUGACCAUCCCAUCGACUAGGGUAAUGGUCUUGAUUGGAGACCCGGAGCAACUCCCGCCAACUGUUGUCUCAGAACACGCGACCAAUGAGGGCGCGUUGUACCUGAAGAGGUCAAUGAUGGAGAGGCUGCACGAAGCAGGCUACCCCUGCACUAUGCUGUUGACCAACUACCGCAGCCACAGCCACAUCUUUGACAUCUUCAACCGGUUAAUCUACAAGGGUGCGUUGAGGUUGGGUCCCAACAAUGACAGCGAACAGCGCGUCGGGAAGGUCUGGGAUGCCUUCACCCGCUCUCAUCACCACUUCUGCGGUUACGGUGUGGUGGGAGUUCGCCGCCUUUUCAUCAGUGUGAUAGGGGAGGCCGUUCGUGCUGAAGGUAGCCAGUCGUGGUCCAACCAGUCGCAGGGUAUGGUCGCUGUGCAUCUUCUCAAAAACCUAUACGCCUAUCGGACGAGUGAUGGUCAAUCCAUUCGUCCAGAAGAUGUUAUGGUGAUCUCUCCGUAUGCGGCGCAGCGAGCUUUGGUCGGAAGGCUCAUGGGCGAGCACGGGGUAAGCUGCCGGGACAAUCUUACUGUGGAUGCAUCGCAGGGUCAAGAAGCUCCCAUGGUAAUCUUCAUGCUGACGAAGCCGUCGAGGGACGCCGCCAGUGUUGGUUUCAUUGCCGACCAGCAACGGCUCAAUGUUGCACUGAGCCGUGCACGCGAAGUCCUCGUCAUUGUCGGGAAUCUCCUUGUCUGGAAUAGAGAGACCCUUGACAAGAUCGAAAAGUCUCUUGGCAAGAAGGCCAGGUUCCUCCUUAAUCUUCUUUUUGACGUGAGCAAGCGUAAUCACACCAUGGUGUGGAAAGGUGAAGCCACGGUCGAAGAUAAGAAACCUGUCGGGCCAGUGGAAUACAAGUGCCCUGACCGAUUUGUUCCGCCAUUUUACGAGACGGCCGCCGUCCCCUCCGCCCCCGUUUCCUCCGCACUCCUCCCCGCUCGCACCCCCCAGCGCCCCGCCCAAGCGUCCAGUGGGUCCUUCUCUACGGCGCCCUGGAGGCCGUCUGCUAGAUCCGUUCCUGGAGUCGAGGGACGAGAAACAUUAUCUCGACCGACGCCACGGGUAAACAUGCCCGUUGGUUCGUCGUGGCAGGCACCUGUCGUUCGUCUGCCAACGUCCACAAGCCAAUCAAGGGACAUCGAGGAAGAUGUCAGCAUGGUGGACAUUGAGAAACCCGAGGGCCGAGAUCUCGUACAGCAAACCGGCAGUCCGCCCUCUCCUGUCCUCCCUCCCCGGCAUGCUCGCCAAAGGUCCCGCUCUCCCCCUCAUCGCGAGGCGACGUAUCGUGAAGCGACGUAUCGCGAGCGGCCUCGCUCCCCUUCGCGCGCCAUCGACAACCGACUCCUUACACGGGGUGGUCUGCCUCAGGUCAGUCUAGUUCCUCGAGACAAUUUCGACUCAAUACCAGUCGAGGAACUGGAGAGACAGUUUAGGCUUAGCCGCGCCGCUGAAGAAAUGGCUGCUGCAACCCUCCGGCGUACGUUGAUUGAGGAGGAGCUCCGUGUGAGGGGCGACUGGGAUAGUCGCAACAGAGACGACCAACGAGAUGGUCGGUAG
This is a messenger RNA of Aspergillus welwitschiae, 3561 nucleotides long. RefSeq names its product P-loop containing nucleoside triphosphate hydrolase protein. Lineage: Eukaryota; Fungi; Ascomycota; Eurotiomycetes; Eurotiales; Aspergillaceae. The transcript has a single exon. Bases 1 to 3561 code for a protein of 1186 amino acids. Gene Ontology annotation, molecular function: 5'-3' DNA helicase activity. The record is from RefSeq and is a predicted model, not a curated record.